AUGGCGCAAGCAAAGAAUAUCGAUACCACUGUGGCGCUGCCACGACUCGAAGACCUUCUACGGCACCCGGAAGAUCUAGACAAGAUCAGCGGACUGAAAGCGGAAUACCUGCGGAAGAAGGCGGCCGUGGAUUCACAACUGCGAGAAGGGCUUCGCGACCAGCUGGAGGCAGUGCAACGCAGCAUCGGUGCAUUGACUGAGGGACAGCGCCAGGUUUCGAAAACAAAAGACGAGCUGCAAGGCAUCGACAAGCUAUGCGCGGAGUCACAGGAUAGCGUCGAGGACUUUGCGCAGAUUGACCAGCUUGCGCGGAUUCAGCGGCAAUUUGAUGCCACGAUUAUGAUGAAACGGGGGUUGGAGAACUUCGGGGCGGAUAUACAGGAAGUGGAGGAUUUGCUGAAAGAGGAUGAUGAUGAUCUGGAGAAUCAGCCGAACCUACUACGGGCUCACAUGCAGAUCUCGCGGUUACGGGAUUUCCGUGAUGAGGCUAUGGACCAGAUUCACAAGGCUCAUGAUCACAGUGCCGAAGAGACUCUCGCGCAGUAUUUCGAGGGGCUGGAUUCUGUUAUUGAGUGGUUUGACGAUCACCUUGGCACGGCUUGCAUGAAUCUCAUCCCACUGGUGCAGGCGGAUAAUCGGAGCAUGGUUGUUCGACUCGCGGUUGUUGUGAUGAAUGAGGAAAAGAAUGAUGAUACGGUUCGUGCGUUGCAGGAGGCUCAGAAAGACCACAUGGAUCUUGCAAGUCGUUUCAAGUCUAUGAACAUUGGGCCGAAGACCGUGCGUGGAUAUAAGGACAAGUUCAUUCAGGCUAUCGAGUUGUAUGCUCAGGGUCAAUUCGAAGAGACACUUGAAGCCUUCCUUGCGGAUCCGGAAAAUCUGGAAAAGAAAUUCCGUUGGUACUUCAAUGAUCUCUUCACGGUCAAGCAAGGCAUGCAGAACCUUGUACCGAAGAAGUGGAAGAUUUUCAAAACAUACACAGACAUCUACCAUCGGAUGAUGCACGACUUUUUAAUCACCAUGAUCGACGACCCUGAACUCCCAGCCGACAACCUCCUCACCAUCAUCCAUUGGAGCGACAAGUACUACAAAAAGAUGAAGAAGCUAGGCUGGACAGCAGCAGAACUGCAACCCAACAUUCUCGACGACCGCGAGCCAGAACUGGUCCGAAAAUGGCAGAGCGUCAUCAUCGGCGCUGUCGAGGACUGGAUGGAACGCAUCUUUAACGCGGACAAAAAGGCACUCAUCGACCGGGAUGCAGAUGCCCUCGACAACGACGCAGACGGCAACUUCCGCACCAAGACAUUGCCAGAUAUGUGGCGCAUGCUCCACGAACAAGUCAUGGCAUCUGGUUCCUCAGACCGUGCCGACCUGGUCGAGGGUGUGAUUGACGCGAUGUUCCGGGCCCUGAAGAACCGACAGAGCGCAUGGCAAGCGCUCAUUGACGAAGAAUGUGCGAAGCACACGUCCGGCAACGCCGACCCAGAAGGCGUCCAGCUGCUACAGGACUGGCUGGUAGGUGUAGCCAAUGACCAGAUCUCCUGCAUCGACGACAACGAAGAGACUGGCCAGUACGGCUACCUCACGAGAUUCAAGGCCGAUUUCGAGCCACUUGUAACACCGAAGUACAUGGCGACGACUGCGAUGACCGAGCUGGAUGUGCUUCGCGAUGGGUAUGUGGAUCUCAGCACGCACUGCCUGGCGCAGUUCGUGAAUAUCGUCUUCUGCAUUGAUCUCGUCACUGUGCUACCGGAGAUCUUUACUGCGCAGUGGUACCACCAGUUUGCUAUGAAGCGCAUUACCUCUACCUUUGAGGACUACUUAUCUGACUACACGCCCGUGCUGCACCCGUCACUGCCAGAGAUCCUGGUCGAGGAGUUUUCAGAUGAGCUAUUGGUGCGUUACCUGGGCGCGGUGCGUAACAAGGGUGUCAAAUUCCGCCACAGUGCCGAGCCAUUCACGGAGAAGUUCAAGGAUGACGUCCUUACUGUUUUCGCGUUCUUCCAGCAAUAUCCUGAUUCAUUCGAGGGUACUAUCAAGCAGAAGUGGAGACUGGUUGAUUGGCUUGUUCGUCUCCUUGAUACGGAGAAGGGUCCCCCACUUGUGGGCGUUUAUGAGGCAUUCAAGCUGGAGUAUUGGGAUCUGCAGCUUUCGUGGGUCGAGGCUGUCCUACGCACUCGUGAAGACUUUGAGCGCAGUAUGCUCACCCAGAUUAAGGCCAAGGCUGCGGAGUUGUCUGUUGAACGCGGACAGGAGACUAUCAUGAGUCGAGUAAGAUGA
This is a messenger RNA of Penicillium bovifimosum, 2277 nucleotides long. Its product is annotated as SNARE-binding exocyst subunit SEC6. The record is from RefSeq and is a predicted model, not a curated record. Gene Ontology annotation, cellular component: exocyst. The coding region runs from base 1 to 2277 and encodes 758 amino acids. NCBI's taxonomy places the organism in Eukaryota, Fungi, Ascomycota, Eurotiomycetes, Eurotiales, Aspergillaceae. Gene Ontology annotation, biological process: exocyst localization; exocytosis. The transcript has a single exon. Gene Ontology annotation, molecular function: SNARE binding.